AUGGCAAUGGAGCUUCUCCUAGUACUCUCUACACUAGUCAUAUCCCUCGUCAUCUUCUUUGGUUUCGGUAGCAACAACAAACUCGCAGGGAAGUCCCUCAAGCUCCCACCGGGAAAAGUCGGCGGUUGGCCUCUCAUUGGGGACACGAUCCCCUUCAUGCAGCCACAUUCGUCGGCCUCUCUAGGCACUUUCAUCGACCAACACAUCGCCAAGUAUGGGAGGGUAUUUAAGAUGAGUUUGCUCGGGGAGCCAACGAUCGUAUCGGUGGACCCGGAGUUGAACCGGCUGAUACUGCAGAGCGAGGAGAAGCUGUUCCAGAGUAGCUAUUCGAAGAGCACGGCCGAGAUUAUGGGCCGAUGGUCGAUGAUCUCGGUGACAGGUGAUAUACAUAGAGAAUUGAGGUCCAUAGCCGUUAAUUUCAUGAACAACGUCAAGCUCCGCAAUUAUUUUCUCCCUGAUAUUGAAGCCAAGGUUGUUAAUAUCCUUGAUUCUUGGAAGCACAACUCUACUUUCUCCGCGGUGGAAGAAGGGAAGAAGUUUGCGUUUAACUUGACGGUGAAGCAUCUGAUGAACAUGGAUCCUGAAAUGCUAGAGACGGAGCAGCUGAGGAAAGAGUAUGGUUUCUUUAUGAAGGGAAUGGCCUCUAUUCCUUUGAAUUUGCCAGGGACAGCCUACAGAAGGGCCUUGAAGGUGUUAAUUGCUACUAAACCCUCUUAUUUCUUUGCCUCCCUUGCUAAUUGGGUCUUAUUUAGUCGGAACGUACUCUUUAUGUCAAUUAACGGAUGUGUUUAUGAUUCACUCAUCGAAGAGCACAUUAGGAUUGCGAUGAAGAUGAAGGAACGAGGCGAAACUGGAUUGAAUUGGGAUGACUACAAGCAAAUGGAAUUCACCCAAUGUGUUAUUCAUGAAACUCUAAGACUAGGCAAUGUUGUGAAGUUCUUGCAAAGGAGAGCAAUUAAAGAUGUGCAAUUUAAAGGGUAUGAUAUUCCAUGUGGAUGGAAAGUAGUAGCCAUCAUAUCAGCAGCACAUUUGGAUCCAGCAAUCUACGAUGACCCGCAAAUUUACAACCCUUGGAGAUGGGAGACGAUCUUUGCGAUAGUGGCGAAGAACUGCAACAUAAUGUCGUUCAGCGGUGGCCCUCGACUGUGUCCAGGCUCAGAGCUGGCGAAGCUGGAGAUGGCGGUGUUUCUUCACCAUUUGGUGCAGAGGUUCGACUGGGAGCUGGCUGAGCACGACUAUCCUAAAGAACUCUCUAAUAUUAACCCAUCACCUCUGCCUCUGCAGACGAUCUUUGCGAUAGUGGCGAAGAACUGCAACAUAAUGUCGUUCAGCGGUGGCCCUCGACUGUGUCCAGGCUCAGAGCUGGCGAAGCUGGAGAUGGCGGUGUUUCUUCACCAUUUGGUGCAGAGCUGUGUGAGCGGCAGCUGUGUGAGAGCGCUUGUGACUGAAGAGACUCUCCUCCAAGCAAAUGCUGAGGAAGAUUUCUUUUUUAAGUAUCUAGAUCACAGUGAUUUAUGUUGCCUUUGA
Molecule: messenger RNA, 1527 nt
Organism: Asparagus officinalis (garden asparagus)
Lineage: Eukaryota; Viridiplantae; Streptophyta; Magnoliopsida; Asparagales; Asparagaceae
Product: cytochrome P450 90B1-like
Exons: 8
Coding region: 1-1527 (508 amino acids)
Biological process (GO): sterol metabolic process
Molecular function (GO): oxidoreductase activity, acting on paired donors, with incorporation or reduction of molecular oxygen; monooxygenase activity; heme binding
Source: RefSeq, a predicted model, not a curated record